UCAGCCCCACCCAUUGCUUCGAUUUUUGAACUCCCGGUCUCAAACUCCCCCCAACCCCUACCGACGCCGCGCCUGAGCACUCCUCCCCCCCUUGUGGCGGCGAGAUCCAGGCGGGGCCCGGCCGCCGCCGGCGCAUGGCUUCCGUCGACGCCGCGGGUGACCCCCUCCGCUCCUUCGCCUCUGCGACGUCCCUCCUUUUCCGGACCCUUGGCCCUGCCGCGGCCUCCACAUCCCCCUCCAGGGCCCCUGGGGCGCUGCUCGGCGGAUCCCUGAAACGCUCCAAGGAGCUGAUGGAGCAGGCCAGCCUGGUCUUGAGGGAGCGGGGGGACAUCCAGAAUCUCUAUCAGGAGGAUCGAGCGGAUGGCAAGAACAACCAGCAGGGUAGAAGGCCUGGGCUGGACCGCAAGCGGGCUCAGUUCUCUCUCAAGCCCACCCAAAGCAACCCCGUGAAUGUUGAUUUCUCCAAGGCGCUUAGCAUUGAUGAUCCAGAGGAGUACUUCUUAACCUUGGAGCGGCUCGAAAAGGCUGACAGGGAGAUAAAAAAGCUAAGAGGUGAGGUUCCAACCAAAACAGCAAAUUAUGAUCGGCCUAUGGAACCACCCAAGAAGCGGCCUGGAAUGUCGAGGAGAAAAUCGGUCUAUUCUUACAAUUUUAGUGUGGGCACGGAUGCCUCAGAUGGUACUGAAGCACCCGAUUCCCAGAUGGGAACUUUACCAGAAUCUCAGUCCACUCAAGACGACAUGCCUCCUUCAGUUCCUGAAAGAACCAAGCCACCGGUCCCUUCAAGUUCUAGCCAAUGUGAUAUACAAGAUGUCUCAACGAGAGAAGAUUCAUUUGCUAAGAAGGAUAAAGGCGCCACUCUGGAUUCCCUAAUGUCAGCAUUCAAAAAUUUGGAUGAAUCUAAAGAGGAAAGCCUGCUGCGAGAGAAGUUACAGAUCAAAGAAAUAAACAUAGGGGAAGCUUGUAUCCCUGACCUAUUCAAUGUUCCUGGUGAUAGGCCUGUAAGAAGCACUAAGCAGAAGUAUCUGAGGAGUGACCGUACUCCAGAAAGACCUGUAUUAGGGAGCCACCAUGCUCCAAUUUCGAAAUGGGAGAAACACAUACUUGGUCGAGACAUUCUGGACGAUAAAGCAGAUCUUUCAGAAGACGGUGAAUCUGAUAAUUCUCCAGAAACUGUUGUGGAUAAACAAUCGCAGGUGCACAGUUCUUACAAUGAUGUUGUUUUGACAAACGGUGAGGCCUCUACUGCAACGGAGACCCCAACUUCAAGCAUCAAAUUUCCAGACCAUGUUCUUGAACCAGUAAGUUCUCCACUUGGUGUGUGCAUAGAUAGUGAUGUUGCCAAAAAAAAGGAUGCAUCUAGCGGGCAAAAUGUUUCAUUAGAGGAAGAGCACAUGCCAGUGAAUCACCCAUUUACCGAGAGGCCAAAUAAUGAACCAGGAACUUCUUCUCAUCAUUUGGAAGGUGAAACAACAAAAGUGCUGGGUAGUGCACCAGGUAGAAAUGUGUCGGUGUUGCAUGGUGAAGAUGAGAAUAUCGGAUAUCAGGGAGUGCUUGGAGGGGACAUGCUUGUGCAAGAUGAACCAAUCCAUCCACCGGAAAUACCUCCAGAUGCGCAUAAUCAGUCUCAUAUUCAGGAUGAAAAUGUUGAGAAACAGGCAGUUGAUAUAAGCCGUGAACUCCCUCUGAGCAAAGGUGGUAAGCAAAAUGCAGUCCAAAAAAGAAAAAACAAGAAGCAGUCAGCAAAGAGAGGAAAAAGAGUUUCAGAUAAGCCAAUCCAUACAUCAGAAAUACUUCCAGAAGAUAUUGUCCCACAGAAUAACUCUCAUGUUCAUGAAGGAAACUUCGAGAAACCUGCAGUUGGUGCAAGCAAUGAACUCUCCCCAAGCAAAGAUAGUAAGCAAAAGCGAGUUCAAAAUGAGGAGUCUAAGAAGCAGCCAUUGAAGAGAAUGAAAAGAGGGGCAGAAGAGGCAAGCAAUCCAUUGGGAAUACCCCCUGAAAAUUGUGAUACAGAGACUCAACCUAGUAUGCAAGAUACAAAUAUCGAGCAGCAGACAGUUGAUACAAGGGUUCCACGGUCCCCAAACAAAGGUAAAUUGCAAAAGGAAGGUCAAAGGAGAAAGAAGAAGCAAGAAGUGAAUAGAAGGAAAAGCCUGACAGCAUUUGGUCUUGCGUGGCAAUCUGGCGUGAGACGCAGCACCAGAAUACGGUCCAGGCCAUUGCAGGAUUGGCUUGGCGAAAGGCUCCUAUAUGGGCGUAUACAUGACACAAUGGCCACAGUCAUCGGCGUGAAAUCAUAUUCUCCCAGUCAAGAUGGCAAGGUUGAAUUGAGAGUGAAAUCCUUCGUGCCAGAACAGUACUCAGAUAUGGUAGCUCAAGCUGCAAAGUAUUGAGGUUACUGGCCUUGACAAGUCUCACUUUGUUCUGGGACAAGUCAGUUUUGUGGCCAAGAGGGUCGGUUCUGGGACAAGUCAGUUCUCAGGUGCUUUCUCAUGCUCUGCCAUCUAUCUUUCUAAAAGAGAUUUGCACAAUGUAGUGCAACCAUGCUGUUAACAUCCAAGACCAUGUAGAAAUAUGGAUGUAGUAGUAGAGGCACAAGAAUUAUCUUCACCUUUGUUAGCUGUUUUUAGUGUCAUCUCUGGAUGAUAUGAUGUCAAUUGUCUCUAGUUUGUAUAUCCCUUGUCGUAUGAUAAAAUUAUCGUACUAUGUUUAAAUGCGCCGGAACCAACUAUGGCCCGCCGUUUUGUAUGUAUUGGUGCUAUUUGUAUAAUUGUGUCGCGUUCUCCAA
Messenger RNA from Triticum urartu, 2788 nucleotides. The record is from RefSeq and is a predicted model, not a curated record. Lineage: Eukaryota; Viridiplantae; Streptophyta; Magnoliopsida; Poales; Poaceae.